This is a messenger RNA of Vittaforma corneae ATCC 50505, 1125 nucleotides long. RefSeq lists its product as uncharacterized. The record is from RefSeq and is a predicted model, not a curated record. The transcript has a single exon. Bases 1 to 1125 code for a protein of 374 amino acids. NCBI's taxonomy places the organism in Eukaryota, Fungi, Microsporidia, Nosematidae.
AUGAUUGAGGAGAUCUUCAUUUCUGAUUUUUCAAACAACCUUUUGUUCGGGCACUCGCACAGCUUCCCGUUCAAGAGCCCAGCACCAAAACAGGCUGGCACAGACAGCCAAGCACCCCUGCUUACGUAUCCAGUCUCUGUCCACUCUGGCCACAAGUACAGCCAUCUCCGAGUCAAUGACACCAUUCUGACUGUCCGAUUCACCGACUUAGACAACUUUGCUGCAACAAAGUACCUGGUGGAUCUAAAGCUGUACUUGGAGAACAGAAUAUCACAUGUGACAGCCGCCACCGUAAAGAAUAGCUAUUUUGUGCUCCUGGAGCUGCUCAGAACGCCCGAGAUCGUGUUUAGGCCCGCCCCAAAUGGAGUUGCGGGAUUUAACGAGAGCACUCUUGUGGACAGCAGCAUGUUUGCCGCCAGCAACGUCCUUGUCAAUAUGGUCCAGAGCAUCCACAGUGUGCGGAACAUGCGGGACGAUGUGCUGCACAGUAGGUCGUAUGGAGAGGUGUUCCUGGACCACGUGCCGGUGUCCUCAUUGAAGGCUGUGUUCCAGAUGCCAGACAACGUCCAGUUCAAGACGCCAUAUCCGUUUGAGCAGCACAAGAUUCACGGCAGCUCAGAUAACGUAGUGGUAAUAUCAGGCAAGAAUGUUGAAAACAGAAACAUCCUCAGCUUCCAGGUUAGAAACUCCGCCCUGUACUUCAGACUUGAGAAUGGCAGGAGUGAGCAUGAGAACGGCGUGCGGACUUAUACUUUCGUGAGUGAGUACAAGGGGAAGUUCAAAUUUGUUGAGUUUAGAAUACCAGUUGGAAAGAGAGCCUACAGGGCCGAGGCCAAGGCGAGUGCCGGAGAGUGCAACUUUGACAUGAAAACAGGAACGGUGCACUGGAGACUCAGGGACUGUCUCUUUGGCAGGGAAAGCAUCAGAAUAGCAGUGUGCUCGCUUGACGAGGAGGUGGCAAGCGGGCAGAAAAGGAGCAGCAUAUCCGUGGACUUCAGGCUUGAGGAUGCCGAGGAUUCGCCCGUUAGGCUCGUGAGCUGUGCGAACAUCCACCGGCCCAGCCAGAAGUUCUGGAUGAGGUGCACGACACAGAGCCAGGACUACAGGUUUUCCGGUGUUAAUUAA